Molecule: messenger RNA, 2329 nt
Organism: Bactrocera tryoni
Lineage: Eukaryota; Metazoa; Arthropoda; Insecta; Diptera; Tephritidae
Gene: Bap111
Product: SWI/SNF-related matrix-associated actin-dependent regulator of chromatin subfamily E member 1
Exons: 2
Coding region: 99-2186 (695 amino acids)
Biological process (GO): negative regulation of DNA-templated transcription
Cellular component (GO): SWI/SNF complex
Molecular function (GO): nuclear receptor binding; nucleosomal DNA binding
Source: RefSeq, a predicted model, not a curated record
AGAAUUUUGCGAGAUUUUCUGUGGGCAAUACCGACGCCAAACAAGUUCGUGAAAUUAAAAAAUAAAAACUUGUAUAUGCUAAUAUUUUUUAAGACGUAAUGUCUCUACCAAGUAAUUACAAACAAAUUGCUGUUGGUGCACCUACGGGACCGCCAACCCCAGCACCUAGUAGCGGCUCUGGAAGUAGUCGCUCGCGUUCUUCGACUGCUGGUGGAGGUUCUGAUCGAAAUAAAGAUACUACACCAAUAUUUACUCAUAGCAACUAUGGUAAUCCCGCUUUUACCCCUCAAAAGGCAGGCAAAUCUUCCAGUUCGAAAAAUCAGUCGGAGUCUCGUACACCUAAACCACCAAAGCCUCCAGAGAAGCCUGUGCUGCCAUAUAUGAGAUACUCGAAACGUAUUUGGGAUAGUGUUAAGGCACAAUAUCCAGACUUAAAAUUAUGGGAACUAGGAAAAAAGAUUGGUGCAAUGUGGAAACAACUAACUGAAUCAGAAAAGCAAGAAUUCAUUGAUGAGUAUGAGGCUGAUAAAGUUGAGUACGAAAAAGCAUUGAAAACGUACCACAAUUCACCGGCUUACCUUACAUUUCUUGCUGCUAAGAGCAAAGUUAAAUCAGAUUCCGAUGUACACGAGACACCAUCUAGAUCCAGUGGUAAAAGUCAACAGGAACGACGGAUUGAUAUACAACCUGCAGAAGACGAAGACGAUCAGGAUGAGGGAUAUUCAUUUAAGCACGUAGCAUAUGCCCGCUAUUUGCGCAACCAUCGGCUUAUCAAUGAGAUAUUUUCAGACGCUGUAGUCCCGGAUGUACGUUCUGUAGUAACUACUCAACGUAUGCAAGUAUUGAAACGUCAAGUAAGUUCACUUACUAUGCAUCAAACGAAACUUGAAGCUGAGCUACAACAAAUGGAAGAAAAAUUUGAGGCAAAAAAACAACGUAUGGUAGAAUCCAGUGAAGCUUUCCAAGAAGAAUUAAAGCGUCAUUGCAAACCUGCAGUAGAUGAGGACACAUUCCAGAAAAUGGUAGUAAAAAUAUAUGACGAAAUUAAGCGAGAACGACAGCGUGCAGAUGAACAUCCCUCUGGUGGGAGUUCCGCUACGGGUAUACCGCAAGCAGUGGGUACUCCUAAUGAAGAUAAAAUCGUUUCUCCUACUGUACCUGGUACUGGUGUUUUGCCAUCUUCAGGAAAAAAAGAUUCAGAUAUGUCACUUCCAAGUACACAAACACUUCAAACUCCAAGAGAUGGAAAUGAGUGUGGCAGUAAAACAGAGCCAGAGCCGAUGGACAUUGAACCCAGCUCAAAACCUUCAGCACCGGUGCCCCCUAGACCAGAGGUACAGAAAUCUGUAGGUAAAAUGGGAGGGGAAUUAAUAAAGGAGACAAGUAACAAAUCACCAACUUCGUCGAAUAUAAAACCUGGACAGCCCAGUAAAGUACCAACACCAACACCAACCCCACCUCCACAAACGGGUCCAAUAGAAGGCGCUGCUGGAAACCAUGCUCUUUCAUCUGCAGCUGUAUCAAAUCCAUCAUCUCAAAUAAGUGUACCACCAACACAAACACCACCACCACAAGCUGUUAAUCAAGCUAAUCAACAACCACCCCAACCGCAAUCUGCUCAACAGCCACCUCCAACCCAACCAGUUCCACCAACAAUGCCAAUGCACCCACAUCAUCCUCCUCCAACACAUACUCAUUUACCCCCUCAUUUACCUCCACAUCAAUCUAUGUCAGCUAUGCCCCCUCAUAGUGGGUAUGGCAGUUACGGUGCCCCAACUGGUCCCACUCGGUCACCAUACUAUCAACCGCAGUAUGGGGCACAUCCUGCUCAGCCAUAUGGACAAUAUGCUCCUUAUCCACACUACCAACAACCUUACGGUCCACCUCCGAGCUCACAUUAUAUGAAUGCACGUCCACCGCCACAGCACAACGGUUCGCCUGUUCAUUAUCCGGAGCAUGGUGGACCUGUUUCAGCACAACCACAACAGCCCCACGAUGUUUAUGGUCAACAACCACCCCAUAAUCCAGUUUUACCACAACAGCAACCUGUAACAGGUACAGUUCCACCUUUAGCUGUUGCUGGAUCGGGUAACGCAAGUGCAUCAACAACAGCUUCUGGCGUUGGUAUUACGGCAUCUGAUGUUACCAAAACUGAGAUUGAAAAGAAAGAUACUGGCGCUGAGUAAAUGAGGAUAAUCUUCGCAUGCUUAAUAUUAUAAAAUUUUCUCAAACCAUUUGCCCAUUUUAUACUUAUGCAUAAAUACUAAAUAUUAGAUGGUCUCUAAAUGUCUAAUCUAUAGAGCAAUAAAGUUGCUGAAGGUAAUUAUAA